UCUUCUCUUCUCUCACCUCCUCGACUAUAAUCUCUACUUCCUGGAUACGCCGUUCAGAAAAAUAAUCAGGUUGCAUUUGCUGUUAUAUCUUAUACCGAGUUUCCGUCAACCUGUUGCAUUUACACACACGGAGACGCAAUUUUUAACGAGAAAUACCCAUUUAAUGUCAGGAAAUUAACGACGAUGACGUAAUAUGGGACCGCGACGCGGUAGGCGCAGAAGUCGCAGAGAAAGAGCGCCACGUCAUUGAUCGGCGGAGAGACAGAAAAACACCCCCGCAAUUUAGUUCGAGUCCCCGCUUUGGACCAACUAAUAGACCGUUAUACUUCACCGUUUGCCUUCACUUUGUUUGACAUUUUCAUACCAAAGGAGGACCUGUCAAUUAUAGGCGGUUCAAAAUGACGGCGUCUAACUGGGGUCUCAUUAUGAACGUGGUGAACAGCAUCGUCGGAGUCAGUGUACUCACCAUGCCCUUCUGCUUCAAACAGUGUGGGAUAGUGCUGGGAACUCUCCUGCUGUUCUUCUGUUCGUGGAUGACCCACAAGUCUUGCAUGUUCCUGGUCAACACGGCGAGCAGCACCAAAAGAAGGACAUAUGCAGGAUUGGCCUUCCAUGCUUACGGGAAACCAGGAAAAACAGUGGUGGAGAUGAGUAUGAUCGGUUUGAUGUUGGGGACCUGUAUUGCUUUCUACGUCGUGAUAGCUGAUCUGGGCUCAAGUUUCUUCGCUCAGAUGUUAGGUUUACAGGUGACUGGCAGUUUCCGCGUGCUGCUGCUGAUCGCCGUGUCUCUGUUCAUCGUCCUCCCUCUGAGUCUGCAGAGGAACAUGAUGUCCUCCAUCCAGUCCUUCUCUGCUAUGGCGCUCAUGUUCUACACCCUCUUCAUGUUCACGAUGGUGCUGUCCUCGUUCAAACACGGGCUGCUCAGCGACUGGUGGCUAGGGCAGGUCAAUGUGGUGCGCUGGGAGGGUGUGUUUCGCUGUCUCCCCAUCUGUGGGAUGGCCUUCGCCUGUCAGUCACAGGUGCUGCCGACCUACGACAGCCUGGACGAGCCGUCCGUCAAACGCAUGAGCACCAUCUUCACCUCUUCCCUCAACGUAGUCACCAUCUUCUACAUCACUGUGGGUUUCUUUGGCUACGUCAGUUUCACUGAUAACAUCGCAGGCAACGUGCUGAUGAACUUCCCAUCCAACCUUGUGACUGAGAUGAUUCGCGUGGGCUUUAUGAUGUCUGUGGCCGUCGGAUUCCCCAUGAUGAUCCUGCCCUGCCGCCAGGCCAUCAACACCAUGCUUUUUGAGCAGCAGCAGAAGGAUGGGACGUUUGCUGCCGGGGGAUACAUGCCUCCUCUGCGCUUCAAGAUGAUCACCCUCUGCAUUGUGUUUGGCACUAUGCUGGGAGGCAUUCUCAUCCCCAACGUGGAAACCAUUCUGGGUCUGACUGGAGCCACUAUGGGCAGCCUCAUCUGCUUUAUAUGCCCUGCUCUCAUCUACAGAAAGAUCCAGAAGAAUGGCUUCAUUUCUCAGCUAGUGCUCUGCGUGGGUCUGGGCAUCCUACUGGUCAGCACCUUCACCACCCUCUCAAUUUCAUCUAGAAGCCCCGGCACCAAAAUCCAAGCUCCUCCUCCUCCAGCACCUGUCAAGCACAACCUGCCGCUACCGGACUUCCCUGAACAGCACGACAAUCCAACAAACAAGAAGCCAGCGGAGAUUGAGAAACCUGAGCUUCCAGCUGUGCAGGUGGUGCAGCCUGUAGAGAGGGGCCCAGCUGAGCCCCCCCAGAUUAAAGGACCAGUGGAACUGCCUGACCGGAAGAAGGAUGAAGAGGUGCAAUUGGACCGCCCUGAUGCCGGUGUCGCGGUGCCAGAGGGCGAGGCCCAUCGCCACGAACCCCCCAUCCCUCAUGACAAGGUCCAGGUUGACACAAGAGAUGAAGGGCCAGGUUUAGGGGACGCUGUGCAGGUAGCGGAUAAAAAAGACGACAAAGUUGAAGAGAAACCGAAGCCUGCUGAGGCUGUUGUGGGGAAAGAGGAAGUGGAUUUGGGUGGUGGUGAAGUCCGGUCCAAUGAAGACAAAAAGCAGGACGUCCCCCCGCCAAAGGAAGUGGAGAAGCCUGAGCCUGUGAAAGAUCCUCAGGCUGCGGUGGCACAAGUCAAUAAAGCGGGCAAAGCUCCAGAUGCUGCUGGGAAACGUGAGGCUCCACUUCCUGAAGGAGAGCACCAUCCUGCUGCAGACGAGGCUCCAGGUAUAGACAGCAAAGAUACGGCAGACGAGAAGAUGGAUGAGGGUCAGCUGGACCACGCCGUGCUACUGCAGGUGAUCAAGGAGCAGCAAGAGCAACAGAAGAGACUUCUCGACCAGCAGGAAAAACUACUGGCUGUCAUAGAAGAGCAACACAAGGAAAUCCACCAGAAACAACCGGCUGGGGCUGCUGAAGGUGAGGCAGAGAAAGGCAUCCAGGAGGGUGUGGAAGAUGGAGCAGCAAAGCCCAAAGAGCCUGUCCUCGACUCAGACCUGAAGCAGCCCAAGGAGGAAGCUGGAGCCGGAGCUGCCGAGCCUCAUCCCGCGGCCCAGCAUCAAGUGCAGGCCGGGGAUAAGGGUGCCGAGGUCGUAGCUGUUCAGGCGGCUUACAAGGAGGAUGACCAUGUUGCACUCAGAGGAGAAUCCCAUAUGCAGAGUGAGCUUGGGGCAAGGGGAGUGCCACUGAGAAAGAAAAGACCUGAGGAGCGUCAACCUGUACCUAAUGAUCAGGCAGCUCAACUUGAAGAUGAAGAAAGAAGCCUAGAUAAGGAAAAAGAUAAAACUGAAAAUCUUAAGAAAGAACAGAUAGAGAAAGAAGUUCAGGCAAGACUGGAAAAAGAACGGCUUGAGAGGGAGAAAAAAGAAAAGAUGGCCAAGGAGCAGGAGUUGGAAAAGGAGAGGAUAGAGAAAGAAGUGCAGGCAAGAUUGGAAAAAGAACGGCUGGAAAGAGAGAGAAAAGAAAUGCUGGCCAAAGAGCAGGAGAGAGUUGAGAAAGAAAAGAUAGAGAAAGAAGUGCAGGCCAGGGUGGAAAAAGAACGACUAGAAAGGGAGAGAAGAGAGGAGUUGGAGAAAGAGAGAGCGCUAAAGGAGAAACAGGAGAAAGCUGCAGAAGAGAGACAUCAGCAGGAGAUGCAGAAAGCACACAAUGAAAUACUUGAGAGAGCAAAGAAAGAGAAAGAGGCGGAGGAGGCUCGGGAGAGGCUGGCCCAGCUGGAGCGAGCCGUAGAAGAAAGAGAGGCUGCACAGGGGGCUGAGAGGGAAGACGGUGAAGCUUUGAAGAAAGGAGGACGAGACCUCAAAGAGGAAGCUGCUGCUCAGGCGGACCCAGGAGAAGGUGUGGAAGCUGGGGCCGUCAAAGCCGGGGCUCAGCCCCAGGGCUCCCACGAGAAGUUCAGGGACCAGGGAGAGAUGGAUCUGAGGCGGAGGCGCAGGGCACUGGGACCCGGAGAAGCUGGAGGGCCCCCUGAGGAGCCCGGGGUGCCCAGGGGGAUGCCGAGGCUGGAGCCCCUGCUGGAGCUGGGGGGCUCCGACCUGCACGCGGCCCUGGAGGAGCAGCUACUGGCUGGGGCAAUGGUGCACACGCGGCAGAUUAAACAGGCCUCAGAGGACGCGGGAACGAAAUAAAGCAUCAGACACACACACACACACAGAUUCUCAGUCAACGAUCGGGCAGCAAGUUCAACACCUACUGUACAGCUGCAGGAAACUUGUAAUACUGUGGACCGUGAUAUUGUUGCCUUCCUUUCUUUCUCUCCUUCAGAAAUGUUGUGGACAAAGAGGGACAGUUUCUCUUGAUACGGUCUACUGUGGAAAUAACGCAGUCUUUAUUAAAGAGCAAAGUGCAUGUAUAUAUUAACUUAUUUUUGUCUUUAGGGAGCACCAUUUUGAAGAGGUCACUGUUGAAAUGUAUAUAAAUCUAUGCAAAUACCAUUCCAUAGAGUGAUUAGACAGGGAGGGUGUAUUAAUGUUUGUAUUUGAGUCACCCAAGUUCCUUUUUAUUCACCAGCUUUGUGGAGUUUGGCUCUCUGAAGGAUCUGUUGUGUUCUCUCCUGUGCCGUCUUUCUAUUAAAAGUUCAGUUUGUGUGUAUCUGUUACUUUGAGAUGUAAAUAUUGUAAUAUCUGUUAAGGUUUAAGGUUUCUUUGAACAUACAUGUACCGCAUAUUGGAUGUAAUGUGGGUUCAGGUGCCUUAGAUUAAGUUGUUUGACUAUAUCUUCAAAUGAAAGGAACUGAAUUCAACCUCAUGCUGGAGCUACGGAUUACAUAGUGUAGCCUUAAGGUUUGAUAAACUGGACAAUGAAGCAGCUAGAUCCAGAUCACAAGUUAUCAAUCAUUCCAUCUUAAAUAUCUAUUCCUUGUUGAUUUAUCAGUGCCUUCCAAUGCAUAUGCUGCUGUUUUAUCAAAAACAAUGUGGCAGUUUUUCCUCCAUUUGUGUUCUUUUUGCUUCCACUCUUAUUGCAAAGAGUACAGCAAUUAUGAGAAAAUAACAUUGAGGACAGUGGAAGGAAAUAUUGAGGGAGUUUGUAGUGUUUCUUAGUAAUCCAAAAUUCUCAACAUUUUUGUUGGACCUUUGCUUUGUACAAGAGGCUAUUUUUUCUAUGUGCAUUGUAUUUCUGUACAUUUUGCUAAUAAUGAAUAAAAAUGAUUUCCAUUACA
Messenger RNA from Perca flavescens (yellow perch), 4669 nucleotides. It is a transcript of the gene slc38a10, whose product is annotated as solute carrier family 38 member 10. The coding region runs from base 399 to 3638 and encodes 1079 amino acids. The transcript has 17 exons. Gene Ontology annotation, biological process: amino acid transmembrane transport. Gene Ontology annotation, cellular component: membrane. Gene Ontology annotation, molecular function: L-amino acid transmembrane transporter activity. The record is from RefSeq and is a predicted model, not a curated record. NCBI's taxonomy places the organism in Eukaryota, Metazoa, Chordata, Actinopteri, Perciformes, Percidae.